AGAUUCUAAACAAGAAAGUGAAAAAAGAAAAAGAGAAUAAAGAAAAAUCUAAAAAGAAAGAAAAGUAUAUCGUGCAUUCCAACCUCGGAAUGCAUUCACAAUUUAUCAUCCUCCAAAGCUGCGAAUUAUUUACGACUUUUUCAUUAAAGUUUGAACUUCAUCACACCUUUAAUUUCUUUACAGUAUGGGUUCUGUCGCCCCUUUUUUCCACUUUUCUUUCUCUACUCCCACUCUUUCCAUUUCAAUUCAAUCUUUCUCUCUCAUUUUCUUUCUCCUAAUAAACCCACCACAAUAACAAUUUUUCUCCCCAAUGGGUUUUCUUUCUUGCAAUGCAGAGUCUGCAAUUGCUACCUGCGAUCCACACUAUUGGGAUCUCAAAAAAAGAAACAAAUCAAUAACAAAUCGCACCUACACUGUCAAGGAGUUUCUCUACACCGACCUCGUCGCCGCCACAAACGGUUUCUCCGAUGAUAGCUACUUAGGUAAAGGCAGCCACGGCAGAGUUUACAGAGCAACGUUAAACGACGGCAACGGUAAUUUACUCGUCGCCGUUAAAACAACUAAGCAAACUACAAAGAUUACGCAUAACCAUGCUACCAACUGCACCGGUUGCGGUAACUGUACGAGUCCUGCUGAGAAUGAGAUCGAGAUUCUUUCUCAAGUUCCGAGUCCUCGCCUCGUGAAUCUCAUCGGUUACUGCACCGACCCAAACGGCAAUAAAUUAAUUGUCGUUGAAUACAUGCCAAACGGUUCGCUUCAUGAUUUAUUGCAUUCCGCGUCUAAACCGCCCGGCUGGACCAGACGAAUCCGGUUCGCAUUACAUGUUGCAAAAGCGGUUCGGUCGUUGCACGGUUCGAACCCUCCGGUGAUCCACCGUGAUAUUAAAUCCUCCAAUGUUUUAAUCGAUCAUGAUUGGAAAGCAAGACUCGGUGACUUCGGUCUUGCACUUAGAGGACACGUGGAGGACGUUCGCGUUAAGUGUACGCCACCGGCGGGGACGUUAGGGUACCUCGAUCCAUGCUAUCUUGCGCCGGGGGAUCUUAGUGCGAAGAGUGAUGUCUUCAGUUUUGGGAUCUUGUUGUUGGAGAUAAUCAGUGGAAGGAAUGCUAUUGAUGUUAAUUAUAGUCCUCCGUCGGUUGUUGACUGGGCGGUGCCGCUAGUUAGACGAGGCGACUUCGCCGGAAUCUGUGACCGGAGAAUAGGAGCACCGUCGGAUUUGUCGGUGAUUCGGCUGAUUGCGGUGCUUGCUGCGAGAUGUGUUAGAUCGACAGCGGAGAAGCGGCCGGCGAUGGUGGAGGUUGUGGAAUGUCUUAAACUGGCGGGGAAGAAGAUUCAGUCGUCGCCGAUUUGGAAUAGUUUCAGGUGGCGCGUGACGCGAGUGGAGAGUGCGCAACCGUUGAUGAAGUGUGAUGCGUAUGAUCAAGAUUAUGAUAAUUAUGAUUAUGAUUAUGGUUAUGAUUAUCAUAAUGAUUGUAAUGAUUGGGAUAAUAAGAGUGAUGAGGUUGUUGUGAAAAUCGUUAAGAGUGGGUGUGGGAGCAGCAGAAGGAAGAGUAAAGUAUCCAGUGUGGCGAGUGCAGAGUCUGUGACUAAACACUCCAAGAAAGUGGCGAGAUCUAAGCCGUCGAAAAAGGUAACUAGAUCUAAAACCGUUGGUUCUUCUUCUAGUUGUGUUAGUACUAGUAGUUCUAGUAGGAAAAGUGGGAUUAAAAUUCAAAAUCAAAAGGCUUCUGAGAAAACGCGUGCAAUGAAGCUGAAAAAGUCAAAGUCAACGGGGAUGUUGCAAGAUCCUCAUUUGGGUGAGACUGAGACGAUAACAUUAACCAUGUCAAAGUUGGUUAUUAGAGAUAAUAAGAAGUUUGAAAAGAAGAUGCUUGAAAAACCGUUGGUUUAUUCACAUGGUUGGGAGUCUGAAUAGCUUCUGCAAAACAGAGAAUCAUUUUUUUUACUACAUCAUAAUAGCGAAGAAUGAAAGUAUUUAUUGUUUAUUUAAUAAAAUUAAUUUUCAGAUUUUGAAAUGAAUAGCGACAGAUAAAUGAGUAGUUAUAGUAGUUAUUGUAUUAUGGAUUAUUAUACAGUUUGUCGAGGCUUGAAAAUGCAAGUACACUUGUCUUCUUUGAAAAAGCUGGAAGGAACAAGAUCAUCGUUUUGCAUAUGGACACUAUUUAGUUUCUUGCCGACUAGGCCAAAAUCUUGCAUUUGGACAUACUAUUAGUCACUUUCUUGUCCAUUCUAUAUUUUUUCAAUAUUAGUCAAUGUUAAGGGUAGGAAUCCACAUGACCCAAGCUGACCGAAUACAUGUUUUUAUUGAAACAAUUUUUGAUUUUGUGUUUAAACUAUUUUGAUUUGUAUUAAUUUAUGUUUCUAUGCUUUAUGUUGAAUGUUGGAAAUUUAAUUUGCAUAACA
Molecule: messenger RNA, 2403 nt
Organism: Vicia villosa (hairy vetch)
Lineage: Eukaryota; Viridiplantae; Streptophyta; Magnoliopsida; Fabales; Fabaceae
Product: serine/threonine-protein kinase-like protein At1g28390
Exons: 1
Coding region: 311-1915 (534 amino acids)
Biological process (GO): protein phosphorylation
Cellular component (GO): plasma membrane
Molecular function (GO): ATP binding; protein kinase activity
Source: RefSeq, a predicted model, not a curated record